UUGAAUCAUACUUCAACACCACCACACAAGAUCGCCAUGUAUCGCUUCGACCCCAGCGAAGCCGACAUGUACAACUUCGCCCGCGGCGGCCGCCGCCCCAUCGUCCAGAGGUUCGACGAGUACUACCGAUGCUAUCCCCUCAUCAUGGCACCCGGCGCCGAGCGUCCCGAGCUUAACUACGGUUCCAAGAUCUUCCUGCCUCCUUCUGCCCUCGACAAGGUCUCGAAGCUCCACGUCCAGUGGCCCCUGUUGAUGGAGAUCAUAAACGGCGAGAAGGGCAAGCACUCCCACUCCGGUGUGCUCGAGUUCGUCGCCGAGGAGGGAAGAGCGUACCUGCCGCAAUGGAUGAUGGAGACCCUUCAGCUGGACGUUGGCGACAUGAUCCAGGUCAAGACCACCUCCCUCGAGCUCGCCCGCCUCGUCAAGCUGCAGCCGCAGUCCGUCAACUUCCUCGAUAUCAGCGACCCCAAGGCUGUGCUGGAGAAGGCAUUUAGGAACUUCGCCACUCUGACCAAGGGUGACGUCUUCAACUUCGAGUACAACGACGAGAUCUACCAUGUCGCCGUGCUGGAGGUCAAGCCCGAGACGGACAAGAUGGGUGUCUGCAUGAUCGAGACCGAUGUCGAGGUCGAUUUCGCCCCGCCCGUCGGUUACGUCGAGCCUGAGAAGCAACAACGCGGCAGCGGCACAAGCACCCCCCGCAGCGUCCGUGGCGGCUUGCCAGCCGGCGGUCUUCUGCACAGCCAGGGCAGCAUGGCCCAGUCCAUCAACUACAACGCCAUCGCCCCCUCCGCGACGACGACCAAUACCAAUUUCUACGGUGAGGGCCAGAAGCUCAACAAGAAGGGCAGCAAGGCGUCGACACCUAAGCCGGCAACUCCAAUCGCCGGUGCCUCUGCAAACGCACCUGCCGUGCCACCUUUGCCGCGCCGCUCAAACGGCCCCAUGCCCCUGCGCCUGCCGCCCAACAAGCUCUUUUUCGGCUACGAGAUCAAGCCCGUGAAGACGGAUGCCGAUAAGGAGCGCGAGAAAGAGGACGCUAACCGGCCUCACUUCGCAGGCGCGGGCCAGACGCUCAGAGGUGGUGCUGUCAAGCGGAAGGGCGAAGGCGAGGAGCAGCCCAAGGCACCCGAGAAGAAGGGACCCAUUGAGGGGCACAGACUGGAUGGCCGCAAGGCUUAG
Molecule: messenger RNA, 1182 nt
Organism: Colletotrichum karsti
Lineage: Eukaryota; Fungi; Ascomycota; Sordariomycetes; Glomerellales; Glomerellaceae
Product: ubiquitin fusion degradation protein UFD1
Exons: 3
Cellular component (GO): VCP-NPL4-UFD1 AAA ATPase complex
Molecular function (GO): polyubiquitin modification-dependent protein binding
Source: RefSeq, a predicted model, not a curated record